AAAAAGGACCGGAGGGAGUACUAGGCCAAACCUUGUUUAUAUCUGUUGUGUAGGAGUACCAUUGAUUGCGAUCGUGAAAUAAUGGGCCCGCUAGCAAAGAAAACAGGUGCCUCAUGAUCCUGACCCGACUGAGGCUCGCAUCGAUUAUAAAGACAAGGCGAGCCCGGGUGACACGAGAAUGGAGAGCGCGGCAGAGUCCAUCGUGAGCAAGGUCGGGCAAGUGCUGGUGGACAAGCUCCAGGACAUCCGUGGCGUCGGCAACAAGGUCGUCCAACUUCGGGAUGAGCUGGCGACCAUGAACGCCGUCCUCCGCGUCAUCUCCGAGGCGGACCAAGACAAUGUCGACCACGUCGUCCGGGAGUGGGAGAAGCAGGUGCACGACCUUGCCUACGAUGUCGAGGACUACACCGACACCUACUCGCUCCGCAUCGUCCGCCCCAUCAUGCGCCCGUCCAUCUACGCCCGCGCCAAGCGUGUUGUUGGGUAUCCGCACAAGAAGCUUGUGCUGCAACGCGCCCUCGCUGCUGACAUCAAGGACCUCCUAGUCCGUACCACCACCGUUAGUGAACGCCGCGCUCGCUACAACAUAGACCGGGCCACGCUGCCAAGAGCUGCCUACCUGGCCCCUGUCUCGGCGGCGUCUAUCUCCGCGAAUGCCCUCCGUCGUGCCGACAACCCUGAUCAGUUUGUUGGCAUCACGGAACAGGCCAACGAUCUGGCCAAGAAGAUCAAGGCGGUCAAGGAGCCGGUCCAUGAUCCGCGUGACAAGAUGAAGGCGCCAGUCCAUGACGAGGAUGACCAGAUCCUAGAGGAGCCGAUCUAUGAUGAGGAUGACAAGAUUCUCAAGGUGUUCUCCAUUGUGGGGUUCGGAGGACUGGGGAAGACAACCCUGGCCAUGGAGUUGUGUCGGCAGCUGGACGCGGACUUCCCCCUCCAGGCGCAGGUGUCCGUAUCACAAGAGUUCGAUGCUGGGAAGGACAUGAAGGGACUGCUGAUACGAGUGCUCCAGCAGAUCCUCAAGGAGAAAGAAGAUGCUAACGCUAACCAAAUAAACAAGGAAAAGGAGGCCAAAAUCAAUAAGAUGAAUGUGGAAGAGCUGUCCAGCGAGAUCAAGGAGCUCCUCGGUCACAAGAGGUAUAGACUACCGUCUCCAAAUAAAAUUUUAAACUCUACUCAACAUUAUCCUUAUAAACAUAAUGCGAGGCUGCAAUCAAAAUUAUUUUUGAUAUCAAUACCAUCUUUAUAAAUAUUACAAACUCGGGGAUAAGCUUCUCACGGAGUACAUAAUUCUAUUAAUCUUCAGCACAUGCACAGGAAGGUUGGCAACUAUUUCAAAGUACACAUAACCACUAUUUUUUUAGGCUUUUUUAGUAAAUUUAUCACAAGUGAGAAAUUGCCAGCGGCUGGACUGAACAGUGCUGAACUGGGAUUUUCAAUUGCUUGUUGCAAAAUCUGUCCAACUUAAAGAAUACUUAAGGUUCCAUGGUUCAUUCCUUUCUUCCGUCCCGCCUCUCCACCCACAUCCUCUGUUUCCGGUUUUACCAAUUGUUUCCACCUGUUUUCCUCAAAAACCGCCACAACUGUCCUCACGUUUUAUUAGUUUACCAAAUAAAAUCAUGUUUUCUUUGGUAAGUCAAUAAGUGCUGAUUUAUUUGGCAGCUAAAUUCUAUGUUUUAUACACGAUCACAUUAAUUAACAAUAAAAUGGUAUGUAAAUCAUGGUAAUUACGUACAAAAUAUGUGUGCCCCCAUUGCAAUGCACAGGCAAAUAUCUAGUUGAGAAAUAAAAAUCAUGACCACCAUACUGUUAUGGAAUCCUUUUAAGAUAGCUUAACACAUUUAUCAUGUGGUAAGCUAUGUCUAUGUGUUGCAUACUUCGGGCAUUGAUUAUUGUACAAGUAGAGUGGAGAGAAAGCACACACACAAAAAAGAAUGACCACAGCUAAUUUUCUUUGUUCAUAGUGUGUAGACAUUCGAUCUUCAUAAUCCUUAUCGACUAUUUUCAAGAUUCUCCACAAUAUUGUUUCACUGAAAGCUGAGCAUUUAUUUAUAUAGGCCCCAUAGUACUUGAACUAAGAAUAGCUGCUCUUAGUUUCCUCAUCUUCUUCUAAGAAAAAUAUAACAUCUAAGUACACUAUUGAAACACAUAGACAAAAAAAAAUCUUAGCUGUCAUUUGGAGAGACACCAAAUUCCUUCUGUCUUCGUAAAAAAGAAACCAAACUACUUAUUUUGUUGUAUAAAUGUUGUUGGCAUUUCUAUGUGAACAAGUAUUUCUAGUUCUAUUUUUGCAUGUACACAAAUUUUCUAACUCCAUGCAUGUAUAUAUAUAUAUAUAUCCAAUUAAACUUGGUAUCUCAU
Messenger RNA from Triticum urartu, 2358 nucleotides. RefSeq names its product disease resistance protein PIK6-NP-like. Lineage: Eukaryota; Viridiplantae; Streptophyta; Magnoliopsida; Poales; Poaceae. The record is from RefSeq and is a predicted model, not a curated record.